Molecule: messenger RNA, 2657 nt
Organism: Brassica rapa (field mustard)
Lineage: Eukaryota; Viridiplantae; Streptophyta; Magnoliopsida; Brassicales; Brassicaceae
Product: probable serine/threonine-protein kinase At1g54610
Biological process (GO): protein phosphorylation; positive regulation of transcription elongation by RNA polymerase II
Cellular component (GO): nucleus; cyclin-dependent protein kinase holoenzyme complex
Molecular function (GO): ATP binding; RNA polymerase II CTD heptapeptide repeat kinase activity
Source: RefSeq, a predicted model, not a curated record
AUGGGUUGCGUAAGUUCUAAACAAAGGCCUUUUCGUAGAAAGUCCACACUAGCAUCGGAGAAACGUUCCUCGCGUUUUGAUUCGUCGAGGAGGGUAGAUGAGUGGAUCCAACCUCAAGUUGUGUUUGAUAGAUCGAGUAGCAAGAGAGACGCCAAAGAUUAUAAGUUGAUCGAAUCCGAAAUGUUGAGCUCCAAUAGGUUUUGCGAUCAUCAGGUUGAGAAGAUACUGGAGAAUCCUCAGUUAGCUGUUCAUGACCAAGAACUGAGAAAGGCCCCGAGUCCUGCUGUGAAACCAGGCAUAGAGCCGAAGCUAGAUAGAUGGAAUAGCACUGACUCCAAAGUUCGAUUGAUUGAAUUUGAAAAGUUGAGUUCCAAAAGGUUGUCUGAUCAUCAUCAGAUUGACAAGGAACCAGAAGUUCAAGCUGUUGUUCCUCGGGAGUUAAGUAAGAACCUGAGUGUCGCUGCUGCUCCAGAGGACACAGAGCUGAAGCAAGUAGUGUCAGCAGGAUGGCCUACGUGGCUAGUCUCAGUUGCUGGUGAGGCGUUAGUUGAUUGGGCUCCACGUCGAGCAAGUACCUUUGAGAAACUUGAGAAAAUUGGUCAAGGAACGUAUAGCAGCGUCUACAGAGCACGUGACCUCACUCACGACAAGAUCGUCGCGCUAAAAAAAGUCCGGUUCGAUCUCAACGACAUAGAAAGCGUCAAGUUCAUGGCCAGAGAGAUCAUAGUAAUGCGGCGUCUAGACCAUCCCAACGUCCUCAAACUAGAAGGACUCAUCACCGCCCCCGUCUCAUCGUCCCUCUACUUAGUCUUUGACUACAUGGACCACGAUCUCGUGGGACUCUCCUCACUCCCCGGUGUCAAGUUCACAGAGCCUCAGGUUAAGUGUUACAUGCGACAGCUUCUAAGUGGGCUUGAACAUUGUCACAGCCGCGGCGUGCUUCAUCGAGAUAUAAAGGGUUCGAAUCUUCUGAUCGAUGGUAAUGGAGUUCUGAAGAUAGCUGAUUUUGGUUUAGCGACGUUCUUCGACCCCAAGGCGAGAACUGUUGCUUUGACUAGCCAUGUUGUCACUCUUUGGUACCGACCACCAGAGCUUUUGCUUGGAGCUUCUCAUUACGGUGUUGGGGUUGAUCUUUGGAGCACUGGUUGCAUCUUAGGUGAAUUGUACGCUGGUAAACCGAUCCUACCUGGAAAAACCGAGGUAGAACAGUUGCAUAAGAUCUUCAAGCUAUGUGGUUCACCAACAGAAAGUUACUGGAGGAAACAUAACUUACCGUCUUCAGCUGGAUUCAGAACUGCUAUUCCUUACAGAAGAAAGUUAUCAGAGAUGUACAAGGACUUUCCCGAGAGUGUUCUUUUGCUUUUAGAGACGUUACUCUCCAUAGAUCCUGAUCACCGGAGCUCUGCAAGUAGUGCCCUUCAGAGUGAGUACUUUAAAACCAAGCCGUUGGCUUGUGAUCCAUCUUGUCUACCAAAGUAUCCACCUAGUAAAGAGAUUGAUGCUAAAUUGCGUGAUGAAGAGAAAAGGCAACGACCUGAGAAACAAGAAAGGCAAGACUCUCAGGGGAGAAGAUCACACGAGAGAAAAGCUAUCCCACCGAUCAGAGCAAAUCACUCUCUAUCAAUGUCAAUGGAUAAACCAUAUCUAGAUUUGAAGAGCAGAAACGAGAGUUUCAAGUCGUUUAAGGAGGAGAGGACUUCUCAUGUCCCAGUUCCUGAAUAUCCAAAUAUGCAAACAAGAAACAAUCAAAGCGGUGAGAGAGUUUCAUACUCAGGUCCAUUGAUGAGCAACCGGAACGUGGCUAAGUCAACAAUGUAUGUGAAGGAGAAUGCACCUCCUCCUAGAUACCCUCCAUCUAGAGUAAACCCGAGGGUUUUGUCAGGUUCAGUCUCCUCCAAGGCGUUAUUAGAUCAGCCAGUAACGAAUCAAAGAAGAAGAGAUAGAAGAGCAUACACUAGAGCGGACACUAUGGAUAGUAGACAUAUGACAAUACCAAUCGACCCAUCUUGGUAUAAUCCAAGUGAUAGCAAGAUUUACACGUCCGGACCGUUGUUGGAACAGCCAAGCAGAGUGGAUCAGAUGCUUGAGGAACAUGACAGGCAGCUUCAGGAGUUUAGUAGACAAGAACAGAAGGCUCGGGAAGACAAAACUGAUAAGUGUGAACAAUCAUGAAGACUGGACUGUCUUUUAAGUUUCGAAACUAGAGUGAACGAGCUUGUUCAAACGGAGAAGCCAGCACCAGUUGAGUAAAAGAUCAGUCAUAGAUAUGUAUCUGGUGGUUCAUUUAUUUGGAUUAUUAUUCCAUCUGUCUACGAUGAUUACGGCUUAAAGCGGCUAUUGUUUAAUUAAAUUGUUGUAUUUACGAUGUGUCUUUAUAGAGCUUGAUUUGUGUAUAUAUGAUUAAAAGAUUAGACUAUGGUUAUUGUUGUAAUGGAUUGAAUCAUAAUCUCAUCGCCGGUAGAGAUAAUUUCAGAUUCUCUUAAUUCAAAUUCAAUUCUUCCCAUCUCAUCGCCACUGGAUUGUCUUAAAAUUCAGAUUUAAAUAUCUGACUGAAUCCUCCUGGGCAAUUAAGGCUAAUCAUGUCAAGAACUCAAGUCAUUUGACACCAAUAAGUCUAACAAAAACAAUUCAAGGGAUUGACAGAGAUGAAAACAAAU